This is a messenger RNA of Mastomys coucha (southern multimammate mouse), 4549 nucleotides long. RefSeq names its product helicase, POLQ like (gene Helq). Gene Ontology annotation, molecular function: ATP binding; nucleic acid binding. The transcript is spliced from 17 exons. NCBI's taxonomy places the organism in Eukaryota, Metazoa, Chordata, Mammalia, Rodentia, Muridae. The record is from RefSeq and is a predicted model, not a curated record. The coding region runs from base 195 to 3167 and encodes 990 amino acids.
GCGAACGCAGCCGGGGUUCGGAGCACAGCAGCUUUACGUUCCCGCGCUCCCUAGGCCGGAAGUCACGUGACACGGGGCUGCGCUGCAGAGAGCUGGCGAGCUGAUGCUGGGUCUAUCAGUUACAGCGCCACAACUGCGGCUCCGGCUCCGGUCUGCACCCAGAGCGACCGUCGCAGGGACUCUGGGCCGUUGUCAUGGAGGACGGCUGCCCGCGCAUCCGCCGGCGGGUGUCUGUCCGCAAAAGGAACCGCGGCAACCCGACCCCGGCAGAGCUCCAGGCCCCCGAGGACACUGAGGACGAAGCUGCAGCCGAGAGCCGCCGCCGGAAAACCGGGAGCCCCGAGAACGCCCAGGAAAAUGACAGCGAAGAGGACAUGUUUGGUGACUAUGACAGCUUUACAGAAAAUUCCUUCUUGGCUCAAGUUGAUGACCUGGAACAGAGAUAUAUGCUGCUGCCUGGAUGUGAGACCCAUGAUACAGACUCUGGCACCAAAGCCCUUUGUUCGGAAGGCAUCAAAACCAAUCUGAGUGUUCCUACUGUAACCGACUUUUCUGACUCGGAAACUAGAGAGCAGAUAAAGAAGCAGAGUGAUCUAGAUGUCCCUCCUGAGCCAGAACCUGCAAGUGAUCUUUCCUUUGACAUGCCUUCUUCUCAAAUUCUAUACUUUGAAAAUAUGCAGAACUCUUCCAAAGCUUUGGGCGAUCAGCCUAUUAAGGAAAGAGAUGGGAACUCACAUAAGUCAUCACAUGAAGAAUUGGCCUAUAGCCACAUAGAGCAACCCCAGCAAAAUAAUGACUUCUCUAACGCCAGAGCUUCUUCAGAGACGAGCAGGAGAAGAAGUAUUAAAGACCAUCUGAAAAGUGCCAUGGCUGGGAAUGCCAGGGCCCAGACCCCAGUAUUUCCCAGGAGUAAACAACUCAGAGAGAUGCUCCUGUCCGAGGAGAUCAGUGUUGCUAAGAAAGCCAUUGAGUCACCGUCAGAUGAUCUUGGUCCUUUUUAUUCGCUACCCAGCAAAGUGAGAGACCUUUACGUUCAGUUGAAAGGAAUCAAAAAAUUAUAUGACUGGCAACAUACUUGUUUAACGCUAAGAUCUGUGCAAGAAAGAAAAAAUUUAAUAUAUUCCUUGCCAACGAGUGGCGGAAAAACCCUUGUGGCUGAGAUCUUAAUGCUGCAAGAACUGCUCUGCCGACAGAAAGAUGUCUUAAUGAUCCUUCCGUAUGUGGCAAUUGUCCAAGAAAAGAUUUCCAGCUUGUCGAGUUUUGGCAUAGAACUUGGUUUCUUUGUUGAAGAAUAUGCUGGAAGCAAAGGAAGAUUUCCUCCAGUUAAAAGGAGGGAGAAGAAAUCGCUGUAUAUCGCCACGAUUGAGAAAGGGCAUAGCCUGGUGAACGCCUUGAUCGAGACCGGAAGGAUCAGCGCUCUAGGUCUGGUUGUCGUCGAUGAGUUGCACAUGAUUGGUGAAGGGAGCCGUGGUGCCAUACUGGAGAUGACCCUGGCAAAAGUCCUCUACACCAGCAAAACAACUCAGAUUAUCGGCAUGAGUGCAACAUUAAACAACGUAGAAGACCUACAGGCGUUCCUUAAAGCUGAGUAUUACAGCAGUCAGUUCAGACCAGUCGAAUUAAAAGAAUUCCUGAAAAUAAACGACACAAUCUAUGAGGUAGACAGCCGGGCUGCGGACAGCCUGACCUUUUCACGGCUCCUGAAUUAUAAGUACUCAGACACCCUGAAGAAGAUGGAUCCUGACCGCUUGGUAGCAUUGGUGACAGAAGUUAUUCCUAACUACUCCUGCCUGGUUUUUUGUCCCAGUAAGAAGAACUGUGAAAAUGUAGCAGAAAUGUUGUGCAGGUUUUUAAGCAAGGACUAUUUGAACCACAGAGAGAAAGAAAAAUGCGAAUUGAUUAAAAACUUGAGGAAUGUCGGCCAUGGUAAAGUGUGUCCUGUCCUGAAGCGCACCAUCUCUUUCGGCGUUGCCUAUCACCACAGCGGUCUAACUAGUGACGAGCGGAAGCUUCUGGAAGAGGCGUACUCCACGGGUGUGCUCUGUCUCCUCACCUGCACGUCCACCCUGGCAGCAGGCGUCAAUCUGCCGGCGCGGAGAGUCAUCUUAAGAGCUCCCUACGUGGCUAACUCGUUCUUAAAGAGGAAUCAGUACAAGCAGAUGACUGGCAGGGCUGGCCGUGCUGGCAUAGACACUGCCGGGGAGAGCAUCCUGCUGCUACAAGAGAAGGACAAGCAGCAGGUCCUGGAACUAAUAAACGGACCACUGGAAAACUGCUACAGCCAUCUUGUUGAGGAAUUCACCAAGGGAAUCCAGAGUUUGUUUCUCUCCUUAAUUGGUCUGAAGAUUGCAGCAAGUCUUGGUGACAUAUAUCAGUUUAUGAAUGGUACACUUUUUGGUGUUCAGCAAAAGAUUUUAUUGAAAGAAAAAAGUCUCUGGGAAAUAACUGUUGACGCUCUUGAACACCUGACAGAGAAAGGACUUCUACAAAAAGACAGCCAUGCUGACAACGGGGGCUUACAGUGUCACUUCCAGAUUACAAAACUGGGCCAAGCUUCUCUUAAGGGAGCCAUUGAUUUAGCCUAUUGUGACACUCUGUACAAGGACUUGAAGAAAGGUCUAGAAGGACUUGUACUGGAGAGCCUUCUUCAUCUGGUCUACCUAACCACUCCCUAUGACCUUGCUGCCCAGUCUGAGCCUGACUGGAUGGUGUAUUUCAGGCAGUUUAGUCAACUCAGCCCAGCAGAGCAAAAUGUAGCUGUUCUUCUCGGAGUCUCCGAAAGCUUCAUUGGGAAAAAAGCAUCGGGACAAGCCAUCAGAAAGAAAGUGGACAAGAGUGUUGUCAGCAGACUCUAUCUGUCGUUUGUGCUUUAUUCCUUGCUGAAAGAGACCAACGUUUGGAGUGUGUCUGAGAAAUUUAACAUGCCCCGAGGAUACAUACAGAAUCUGCUUACGGGAGCUGCCUCGUUCUCGUCCUGCGUGUUACACUUCUGUGAGGAGCUGGAGGAAUUUUGGGUUUACAAAGCCCUUUUGGUGGAACUCACCAAGAAACUGACAUACUGCGUGAAGGCGGAGCUAAUCCCUCUCAUGGAAGUGACUGGGGUCUUAGAGGUCCUGUGGAGGAGCAGAGCCGAUGGAUUCAGCACACAGAAACAAAGGACUUGGUAGCUGGGUCUGCAGUGCGGCUGGGCCAGGACCUGAACCGCAGCAGUUCCCGGCUGCUGCGGAAAACCUGGGGAUUCCUGGAGAGCUGCUGAUUCUCACACUGAAGACUGAGGAAGCUGGGCUGCAACAGCAGGGAGGGAUGGUGGCAGCAGAUGCAGGGUAGAUGCAGUCAGCAACAGAGCAAAGUUGGGCAUGCAGGGAUAGUCUCUUGGGCACUGUGUAACAGCAUCACUCGCAGUAAAGAGCUGGGUGGCCAGUAGCCUGGCAGGAGAGAACAGGUGGGACUUGUGGGAGAAAGAGGAACUCUGGGAGAGAGGCAGGAAGAUUACCACCACCCAGACUCAGGAAGGCAGAUGGAUGUGUGAAACCGAGGAAAAUAACCAUCCACACGGCAGACAUGGAACAGUGUAAAUGGGCUGAUAGAAGUUCAGAGCUAGUGAGAAGCAAGCCUGAGCUAAGGCCAUAAGCAUUGUUAGUUAACUAAGGCUUGGUGUCACUCAGGCCCCAUACUUCCACAUGGGCAGGCAGAGCAGCCCUUUCCCUGCUUUCCCACAAACCUCCCUCUCCCCUCCCAACCUUUCUUGGCUUCUUGAAACAGGGUUUCUCUUUGUAGUCCUGUAUGUCCUUGAAUUCUCUCUUCAGACUAGGCUGGCCUCAAAGUCAGAGUUCCGCCUGCCUCUGCCUCUGAGUGCUGGGAUUUAAGGUGUGCAACACCACUGCCCGGCUUCCCUCCAGCCUCUCUGCCUGGACUGCUGGCAGACGGUAGAAAGUACUGCCUACUCUAGGGUCUUUCCCUUCAGUCAGUCCUUCCAGACCUUCCUAGACAUGAGACUCAGCGGUCCCAGAUCACCCAGAAGUCUUUUUCAUUUCCUUCUUUUUAAAUAAGAUAAUGCCAUGGCCUCCCAGGAAGCCAUUGCUAUUUGAGAAACAGAUACGAUGAAAGAUCUCAGUUAUGCAAACUGGGCUCUCCCCCAAGAAUGUGCAUCCUUUGUCUUAACCAUAGCUCCUCUUUCUCUACUGGAGUAAAGAGUUACUUUCUGUCAGUUUGUACACAGCGCAGUGACGGACGGCAGGAAGGUCAUUUACAUCCUCUGAGACAGUGGGGAGAAAGGACCCUCGGUUGAGUGUCAGCUUUCUGCUAGCAACACAUCAGCUUCAGUCCUUCCUGUCUUCUGCGUUUCAUUCUACUUAGGAAGCGCAGGCACAUGCGUGUACCCGUGCACACACACAUCGACACACACGUGUAAGAGCGCCCACUGACAGGGUCUCCUGAGUGCAGAAUGAGAGUACUUGAGGGUGUUGUGAUCAUAAAAAGAGAAAGAGCUCUAAGAAUAUGUGGUGGGCCCAUGCCGAGGCAUCCCUUCCCCCUGAGGGACCAGACAGAA